Hibiscus syriacus is the source of this 648-nucleotide messenger RNA. RefSeq lists its product as uncharacterized. The record is from RefSeq and is a predicted model, not a curated record. NCBI's taxonomy places the organism in Eukaryota, Viridiplantae, Streptophyta, Magnoliopsida, Malvales, Malvaceae. The coding region runs from base 1 to 648 and encodes 215 amino acids. The transcript has a single exon.
AUGAGACCAUCGAGUUUGUUUUCACUACGCCAUGGGGUACACCAAUGGUCCCAACAUCAUGACCUAGAGUUGGUCGCAGUGGUCUUUGCUUUGAAGAUUUGGAGGCAUUAUCUCUUUAGGGAAAAGUGCUACAUUUUCACUGACUACAAGAUCCUCAAGUACCUGCUUACCAAGAAUGAGUUGAAUCUGAGACAUCAUCGUUGGGUCGAAUUGCUUAAGGAUUAUGAAUGUGUCAUAGACUAUCACCCCAAAAAAGCUAAUAUAGUGGUUGAUUCUUUGAGUCAUAACUCGAUGACCGACCUCCGAUCAUUGUUAGCUAGGAUAAGUUUGACUUUAAAUAGAGGUUUAGUUGCAGAACUCUGGGUUGAAUCGGAGUUAGUUAGGGAACUGAAAGAGCUACAAGCGACAAACGAACGAUUAAUGGCUAAGGCAGAGCGAGUCCGUCGAGGCAAGAUUUUGGAGUUUGAUUUGAAAGAUAGGGACGUGUUGUAUUUUUUAAAUCGACUUUGUGUGUCAGCUAAUACGAAAUUGAAGGCUAGGAUACUUGGUGAAGCCCAUUAUAGUCCACUUUCUGUGCACCUCCGAGGUGACAAGAUGUACAAACAACGAGUAAAAUCGAAACAUCAGGUUCCCUCCGGUUUACUUUAG